Messenger RNA from Anneissia japonica, 441 nucleotides. Its product is annotated as THAP domain-containing protein 1-like. NCBI's taxonomy places the organism in Eukaryota, Metazoa, Echinodermata, Crinoidea, Comatulida, Comatulidae. Gene Ontology annotation, molecular function: sequence-specific DNA binding. Bases 1 to 441 code for a protein of 146 amino acids. The transcript is spliced from 2 exons. The record is from RefSeq and is a predicted model, not a curated record.
AUGGUGUUUUGUACGGCAUUUGGCUGCAAAAAUAAGUCGGAUCCUACGAAGAAUGUUAGCUUCCAUAAGCUACCCUUGAACCGACCUGUUCUAUUGAAGAAGUGGUUAGUGAACAUGAGACGGGAUAACCCCGUUGUAUCUAAGCAUGUUGCCGUGUGCUCCGAUCAUUUUAAGCCUAGCUGUUUUAAAAGAGAUUUAAUAGGGGAACUAACUGGUAAACCUUCUAGGCGAAGACAGUUGGUUGACGAUGCUGUGCCUACAUUGUUUUCGUUUAACACAACCAUGACUAGGCCUUCUUGUAGCAAUGAGGAAAGCGUAAUGAUUCGUAAAAGGAAGAGGAGAGUUUCGUCCGAAAAUCGUAUUGCUAGAAAGCAACGCGAAGAGACUGACCUCAGUGACACUCUAGCAGACCCUGGUAUUAAGAUGCAACCCAUAUGCUAA